GAGAAAUACAAAUCCUAAUGGAACUAUACAUACCUAUUACCUAAAUGCAGUGAAGAUACAUACAUGUACCAGACACUCACAUCUUCCAUUACUAAGGUUCCUUUUUAAUAAGAGCUCACAUAGCACUAGUUCCGGCUUUGUGUUAUACAUCUCUUUUUUUUGGAGGUACCUCAAAUACUACUUAUCUCGAGUCUCACGAGUCGCGUCAAAACGCGUCGUCAACUGACUAAACUAUGGUGCCUCGGAGAGUAAUUGCCGACUCUGACGACGAAGAUGGAGAUGACAAUCCACUAAGUCCUCUAAGAGAAGAUGAAGGAAUUGAUCCCCCAGAGGUAGAACAAUUGAGCCCACAUCACAGGCCGUCAAGCCCUGAUGUACUAGACAGCCGCAAUCAUAUAUCUGAUACUACGGACCAAUCCUUCUUUGCCAGUGUUUAUGAUGAGCAGCAAAACAGGGCUCUUCACCAAUCUCAUCUCAUCGAGAAUAUAGUCCGUCAAAGUCAGCAGGCGAGCAGAAGUAGUGGGGAGAUCUCGCUUCCGGUGAAGGAGAAAGGCAAAAAGGCCGAUGCUUCUUCGGCCACGAAUGUCACCUCACCAGUAGUCUUGGACAAGCCUAGGAACGAGCCAUUACUCUCCAGCGACGGUGCUUCCGGUAUAACCACUCCACGAAAGAGCGCAUCUGGAGAAUGGGAUGUGCCCAGUAGUGCAGAAGACGCAAUGGUUUCAAGGACUACUAAGAGUUUGAAAGGAAAGAAUGAGAAGUCGUAUGGCAAGCGAAAAAGAAGCCAAUCAAAAGCAACGAAGAAUUCUGCAGCAGCAGAAAUAUUCAUGGGAUAUGACAAUGAACUUGAAGAGACAGCCCAAGACACGGCUUUGCACAAUGAGAUGCUUGCCCCAAGUCAUGGAGCUGGGCCAUCACAACAGCCCGUAUUCAAACAGAAUGAAGUCUCACUCAAUGACUCUGUGAUCCGGGAUACGGCGCCUAUAGCGAAUUUUUAUAUUGCUCAGAGCAACCUCACUACCAUGCAGAAACUGGAAUAUGAGAAGGUUAAUGCGUCACAAAACGGAUACCCCAGUCUCCCCGGUCCUCUUACUAACAUAAAGUCAAGCGGCAUGUCGACGGUUGCAUAUCCAACACCUAGCCGAUAUGCAUCUUCUUCCGGGCCACCGCUUCCGUGGGAAAGAGAUUCUGCUGCUGAUGUCGAACCAGAUGAAAGCGUUGAUUCCAUAAAUAUAAUGUCUUCCCCAGAUGUCAUUGCAGCUGGCCAUGAUUAUACGGAGGAAAACCCGGCAGAAGCAGUACUUGUGGAUACACAGGUAGCAUACGAUGAGGUCGAACCUGCAAUCGGAGAUACUACCCCAAGGAGCCUAUAUAGCAAGAGAAAAAAGAGGGCAAGAAGCAUACAAGAUGAAGACGAAGAUGAAUUACAAGAUGGACCUUGGGACUAUGAGGCUGUUGAUCGGCACCAAGACAAACACAAACGGAGGCGUAAUGAGCCAAAAUCAACCCCACCUAAUUCACAUGGAGACGAUGCUAUCGAGCUUCUUCCAAAUCCAAACGAAGGAAUGCUUCGGGAACAAGACUACCAGGACUUACCCAGGAAAGAAACACAUGAGACCGGUGAUGCUGCCCCUGAUAUACCUCCGACAGCGCCUCCGCCUGUUUCUUUCAAUGCGCCUGAACAUAACCUGCCAGAGACUCAGCCAAACCCCCAACCAAAGAAGCGUGGGCGCAAGAAAAAACAGGCUGUGAAAGAACAGACCCUUCAAGAAGAGCUGCCCGUCGAAAAUCAGGCUGCCGCUCAAGAGGCACCCCUUGCUGUUAAAGACCCCGAGGUAGAAAUUGAGCCAGAGAAGCCUAAGAAGAAAAGAGGCCGCCCUCGAAAGUCAGACUUGGCAAAGCCCGAAACAGCGCCGGCUCCUGAACAUCAAUCCCACGCUACGUAUAAGGCCCAUGAGGACGACGCUCAGCACGACGAGAUCACUUCGGAGAAGACUGAAGCGACCGAGAAGCUAAAGCUCAAAAAGAAACAAAAAGCCCGAAGCGAAGCAAAAGAAAAGGAGGAGAUAGAGGAUUCAACCACAGAUAAGGACGACGUUAAAGACCCGUUGAAAGAAAUUAACAGUAACUCCAGACCAUCUGAAGAACCAGUAUCGGCCGAGGGAGUGCCUGCGAAACCCACCCCCAAACAGUUAGCCGACCAGCACAAGUCUAAUGAGAAAGGAAGCACGGUCCCUAAGCCCACAUCCACAUCUUCGCAACAACCCAAGGUACAGUAUCGAGUUGGCUUAAGCAAACGAACACGGAUAGCUUCGCUACUGAAAAUUAUCAAGAAAUAGACCCAACUUGACAAAGUCUAUGUUGUGGUAAUCAGUACAGUCAUCCUUUAAUGAUGCCAAAGAAUGAAUUGCUUGGCUCUAUAGCAAAAUGAAUUUCCAGACGAUUCAGUACCAAGAGAGAAAUGGAAAUGAAUAUUAUGAAAACUACCGCUUAACUUCCAUUUUGUUGGAGCAUCAACCAAGCGCGAAAAUAGGUCGGACAUGACUAUGGAAGUAUAAGAAGCGAGAUGGUAGUUGAAGGUUGUCAUACCUCUUAAACGUGUAGAUAGGUAUACAACAGAUAAUUAAGUCCCU
This is a messenger RNA of Daldinia decipiens, 2633 nucleotides long. RefSeq lists its product as uncharacterized. Lineage: Eukaryota; Fungi; Ascomycota; Sordariomycetes; Xylariales; Hypoxylaceae. The record is from RefSeq and is a predicted model, not a curated record. The transcript has 2 exons. The coding region runs from base 234 to 2339 and encodes 701 amino acids.